Cuscuta campestris is the source of this 1665-nucleotide messenger RNA. NCBI's taxonomy places the organism in Eukaryota, Viridiplantae, Streptophyta, Magnoliopsida, Solanales, Convolvulaceae. The record is from the annotation of a GenBank genome assembly.
UUUGACCUCCUCCGCAUUCUGGUGGAGUAAAAAACAACACCGUCCCGGCGGCGGCGGCGACGCCAUGGAAUCCUCGUCCAAGAAGUGCUUCAGCUUCGACCUCAACGACCACGACGACGACCAUGCCGCCGGCGGAGAAGACCAAGUGGCGGUCCUCAAGGACCACUUGUUCGAGAAGCCGUUGACUCCCAGUGACGUCGGGAAGCUCAACCGCCUCGUCAUCCCCAAACAGAACGCCGAGAAGUACUUCCCGUUGACCGGCCAAGACUCCUCCUCCCCCGACAAAGGCCUCCUCCUCACCUUCGAGGAAGACUCCGGCAAACUCUGGCGUUUCCGUUAUUCGUACUGGAACAGCAGCCAGAGCUACGUGCUGACGAAAGGGUGGAGCCGCUUCGUGAAGGAGAAGCGGCUCGACGCCGGAGACGUGGUGCUCUUCUUGCGCCACCGUCUCGACGGCGACCGGUUUUUUAUAGGCUGGAGGAGAAGAUCAAACGCCGGAGGCGUGGCGGCGAACGGUGUCAGAGAGGAAGGGAUCAUCGGCGGCGGCGGCGGUCUUCCCGUUGCGGCGGCGGUGGUCAGAGGUGGCUGGAGCCAGUCCUACUACCCUUACCAGCUGCCGGCGGACUUUGCAUACCAACCCCAGUGUCUUCAUGCAGGAUCAACAUCAAUUGGACAAUGCCAAACACCAUCAAGUGGGAGCUCAAAGACACUGAGGUUAUUUGGGGUGAACAUGGAGUGCCAGGCUGCUGAACCGGUCAGGCCGGACGGUUUGACCAUGACGAGCCAGCAGGUUCAGACCGGCCAUCAUUAUUUGUACCAAUAUUAUUCCAACCCUAUGGCGUCGUCCUACAACAACCAUUACAUUCACACGGAAGAGCAGGAUGAGAAUUACACAAGCUAAGCUAAUAAGCUAAAGGGGUCAAUCAGAUGAGAUAUCUUUCAGCAGGGAUAAGAUCUGUGGAGGUGACAUUUAGGACUGACUAUACAGAAAUAUGCAUGGGGGGGGGGCCACGUGCAAAAAAGUAAAUAAUAAUUUCAAUAAUAAUAAUAAUAAUAAUAAUAAAAAGAAUUUUUUUAAAAAAAGAUAUUUCUUGGGGAAGUCCAAGAUUUUGCUGUGGCAAUUUUAUUUGGCUUUCUAAGAAAAAAAGGUGGUGGGCUCAACAUGCAAUGGUUUAAUUUUCACUUUUCAUUAGUCCAGGGGGGUAAGGUAAUUGAAGGGAAAGAGAGCCCACAUCUUAUGGGACUUUGAAAGGGAAAUGUGCCCUUCUUCUGUGGGGUGGGUGACCCAUGAUGUAAUAGUGUGUGUGUGUGUGUCAGCUGCUGCUAGCUAGGGACUGAUUGGGAAGAGAAUUUGGGUCAUUCCUAUCAAUCAACAAUUUCCACAUUUGCUCUCCAAAAAGGAUGAAAGGAAGGAAGUGUUAUCCCCCCAUGAUGAUAUUAAGAAUGGAAAAUGUUUUUUGUUGUCUACUCUUUUUUAUUUUAUUUUAUUUUUUGAGAAUUUCUUUGAGCUUUUUUUUCAAGACAGUCAAAUAGUCUCUCUCUCUUGUUUAUGUUUGUUGUUUAUGUAUGUUGUUGCGAUGGGAGCAAAGAACUUUUUUUUUAGGUCACCAAGAGCGGUGACUCUGAUACCAUGAUGAAAUAUUGGAAUAAUAAUAUUGUUCUUUG